Messenger RNA from Xyrauchen texanus (razorback sucker), 2809 nucleotides. Its product is annotated as splicing factor, proline- and glutamine-rich-like. The record is from RefSeq and is a predicted model, not a curated record. The transcript is spliced from 10 exons. Gene Ontology annotation, biological process: regulation of DNA-templated transcription. Bases 146 to 2404 code for a protein of 752 amino acids. Lineage: Eukaryota; Metazoa; Chordata; Actinopteri; Cypriniformes; Catostomidae. Gene Ontology annotation, molecular function: RNA binding. Gene Ontology annotation, cellular component: nucleus.
CCAUUUUACAAAGCCGGCGUCGACAGUGUAUGUUCCACGUUGUUCUACGGUAUCAAUCGGUUCUUCUCGAAUAUUCUUCGUUAAAAUCUAAUCAGUUACUCGCGAAAUAUUCUUUACCGUUUUUUCAGCCAGCUUGUGAGUAAUAAUGUCUCGCGACCGGUACCGUAACCACGGAGGAUUCCAUUAUCGUGGCCGCGGAGGAGUCGGGAUGCGCGGUGGAAUGGGAAACAACCACAACUUUCGGAAUCAUGCCCCGCAACCUUAUCAGAACCGAGGGCCCCAGAUGGGAGGUGGAUUUAAGGCGAAUCUGGGAAACCAGCCCAAUCGGGUGAACCUACCGAGUCAGGCCUCUACGCCACAGAAACCUCAGGAAUCCGCCCAGAAUAAUGCUAUGAUCCAGUCACCUCCAGCGCAAGGCCCUGGUCUUGCCCAACAGGGCAACAACAAAGGCCCUACGACACCGCAGACUUCAAUCGCCAACAAAGGUCCGACGGCACCGCAGACUGCCAUCGCCAACAAAGGUCCGACGGCACCGCAGACUGCCACCGUCAACCAAGGUCCGACGGCACCGCAGACUGUCACCGCCAACAAAGGUCCGACGGCACCGCAGACUGCCACCGCCAACAAAGGUCCGACGGCACCGCAGACUGCCACCGCCAACAAAAGUCCGACGGCACCGCAGACUGCCACCGCCAACAAAAGUCCGACGGCAUCGCAGACUGCCACCGCCAACAAAGGUCCGACGGCACCGCAGACUGCCACCGCCAACAAAGGUCCGACGGCACCGCAGACUGCCACCGCCAACAAAGGUCCGACGGCACCGCAGACUGCCACCUCCAACAAAGGUCCGACGGCACCGCCGUCUGCCAUCGCCAAUAAAGGUCCGACGGCAUCGCAGACUGCCAUCGCCAAUAAAGGUCCAACGGCACCGCAGUCUGCAAUCGCAACUCCGCCGAAGAUCCAGUCUCCACAGCCACAAAAUACCUCCACCAUGAAGAGACCGGACUUCGGUUCCCCACAGAACCAGCCCAAUAAGUAUCAACCCAAAGGUGGGAUGGGGAAUGGUCAGAAACCGCCUUUCCCUUUGAAGAAGGAGUGGGAGCAGACACCGCAACAUACCCCAGAGAAAGUAGACGUCUCUCAGACGCAGGAAUUUAAAGCAACACUUUCUUUGCUGCGCAAACCUGGAGAGAAGACCUACACUCAACGUUGCCGUCUGUUUAUUGGGAACCUGCCUAAUGACAUCACUGAAACCGAAUUCAGGAAACUGUUUGCGAAGUAUGGGGAACCCAGUGAGAUUUUCAUCAAUCAUGGCAAAGGGUUUGGCUUCAUCAGGCUGGAAUCUCGUGCCUUGGCUGAGAUUGCAAAAGCUGAGCUGGAUGAUAUUCCAAUGAAAGGCAGACCACUCAGAGUUCGCUUUGCCACUCACUCUGCUGCGCUGUCUGUGCGCAACCUUUCUCCCUUUGUCUCCAACGAGCUUCUGGAAGAGGCCUUCUCCCAGUUUGGAUUAGUGGAAAGAGCUAUCGUGAUCGUUGAUGACCGCGGGCGCUCAACGGGGAAGGGCAUUGUUGAGUUUUCUUCAAGACCCGCUGCACGAAAGGCUAUUGAUCGUUGUAAUGAUGGAGUUUUCCUUCUUACGUCGUCACCCCGGCCAGUUGUUGUUGAAUUGUUAGAACAGUAUGAUACUGAAGAUGGUUUGCCAGAGAAGCUUGCGCAGAAGAACCCAAAUUAUCAGAAGGAGCGAGAGCAGCCUCCUCGGUUUGCCCGUCCUGGCACCUUUGAGUUUGAAUACUCCCAGCAGUGGAAGUCCCUUGAUGAGAUGGAUAAACAGCAACGGCAGCAAGUGGAAAAGAACAUUCAUGAGGCCCGUGAGAAGCUGGAGACAGAGAUGGAGGAUGCCUAUCAUGAGCAUCAAGCAAACUUGAUUAGACAAGACCUUCUUAGACGUCAAGAGGAACUUCGGCGCAUGGAAGAGAUGCAUAGUCAGGAGAUGCAGAAACGUAAAGAGAUGCAGCUCAGGCAAGAGGAGGAACGCCGGAGUAGAGAGGAGGAGUUGAUGCGCCAGAGGGAGAUGGAGGAACAGAUGAGACGCAAGCGUGAGGAGACAUACAGAAUGGGCAACUUCAUGGAUAACAGGGACAGGGAGAUGAGAAUGAAUUCUGGUGGAGGCAUGGGAUUGGCAGAUAUGCCUUUUGGGUCACCUGGCCAGAAGUUCCCAUUGUCAGGGAUGAAUUUCGAUACACAUCAGGGAUUGGGGGGAUCAGCAUCUGGAGGCAUGACACCCAACGAAAUGCGCAAUGAGCGUUUCCCACAAGGUGGCCCAAGGGGCAUGGGUGCUGGAAACCCAGGAUUUGGCAGGGUCCGUGAGGAAUUUGAUGGACCUGCUAAGAAGCCACGCUUCUGAUCUGGCACUUUAAAGCAGAGUUUGUAUGUGGAAUUCCAGAAGCUCAGCUCUGGAGUCAGAAUUUAUGUAUUUAAGUUUAAAGUAUUUUCUUGCAAUUUUAGCCUCAUCCCUUUUGUGGCAAGAUUUUUUUUCUUCCCAGUUUUAUUUUGUAUUCUUAAUAGGUUUAAUAGUAAAACAGCUCACAAAGUCAGCACUGGCUUAGUGCUACCAAUAUGUAAUCUCGUUUCCUACUACUCUAUAUCUUGUCAUGUUACUUGUGUUAUACUGGUGAAUAUUGUAAGUUGUUCUGAUCUUUCUAUGGCUGUGUUCAAUGCCAUUCACAUUUGAAGUAAUACAUGUACAUUUUCAAUAAAGAGUAAAGUUGGUUCUCCCAAAUCCAAUGCAGGUGUUGUUGGAACAAUAUUC